AUGGGACCAUCGGUUGGUAGGAAGCUGUUACAUGAGGCGGAGGAAGCAACAAAUAAUAGAAAGUUAAUAAAAUCUCAGGUGGAGAAACGUCGGAGGGACAGAAUGAACCGCAGUUUGGAGUGUCUGAGGACCAUGUUUCUGCAGGAGCCACAAGAAGGGUCCACUCAGCACCGAGUGGAGAAAGCUGAGAUACUGGAGCACACAGUCCUCUUCCUCCAGAACAAUGCCAAAGGAGACAAGACUACAGGUGGACGUGGGGACCAGAAACGCUCCUUCCAGGACGGUUUCUCCACUUGCCUACAGACAGCUGCGGGGUUUCUGGGCCCCGAGGGGAAAGGGUCGGAGCUUGGAUCGGCGCUGGAUGCAGCUUUUGCCGCUCGUUUGGCCCGUUCACACUCACAGCCCGAAGGUCUCCAAAGCAGAAACUUUUUGCCGCACGCAAAGUUUAUUCUGCGGGUGCUGAGGCAGAAGUCCAAGCUCAGACUCCCGGCACGUGCCUCAGGGGAGAAACGUUUGAUCCGACCUUACCCACUCCCACUCCAACAAAGGUUUCCCAGAGUCCCCAAACAGCCUCAGAAACAAAGAGAGUCCGAGAUCAGAGCAGAGAGAGGAGCGACCAAACAGAGCUCAGCCCAGAGCUCCCCGUCCAGCCACACUUUGUGGAGACCUUGGCCCUGAUCACCAGGCAGGGACCUCAGAACAAUCAAUGACUAUAAACUAUUUGGCAAAAACACACAACUUCUUUUUAAAAACUGUAGUCUUAUGAAGACGCAUAACUUCAGGUCCU
Messenger RNA from Pundamilia nyererei, 787 nucleotides. RefSeq names its product transcription factor HES-7-like. The record is from RefSeq and is a predicted model, not a curated record. Gene Ontology annotation, molecular function: protein dimerization activity. Lineage: Eukaryota; Metazoa; Chordata; Actinopteri; Cichliformes; Cichlidae. The transcript has 3 exons. Bases 1 to 678 code for a protein of 225 amino acids.